AUGUCCAUAUCAAUGUCUUUGCUCUCUCCGCCACUAACUCGCUUUCAACCUUCCAAACCCCAUUUCACCUACAAAUCGACACUCUCUCUCGGACCCACAAACCCUCCUUUUCUCCUAUCCACUCCCAAGGCCUCUACAGACAAUGGAGGAGCUGGAGUUUCAGCCUCCGCUGCCACUGUAGAGGAACCAAAAUUGGAGCAGAAGACACCAGAGUCUUCUGAUUCAGUUCCUAUGGCUGAAAAUAGCUCUAAUGGAGCAGUGGCUGCUGGGGGAGAGGAGAAGGUUGAAGUGAGUAAAUUUGGGGACCCCAGGUGGAUUUCAGGGACUUGGGACUUGAAGCAGUUUCAGAAAGAUGGGAAAACCGAUUGGGAUGCUGUUAUCGAUGCUGCCACUUAG
Populus euphratica (Euphrates poplar) is the source of this 396-nucleotide messenger RNA. RefSeq lists its product as uncharacterized. The transcript has 2 exons. The record is from RefSeq and is a predicted model, not a curated record. Bases 1 to 396 code for a protein of 131 amino acids. NCBI's taxonomy places the organism in Eukaryota, Viridiplantae, Streptophyta, Magnoliopsida, Malpighiales, Salicaceae.